CAGGAUGGAGCUGCUGCAGCGGAUGCGUUCCCCUCGCCUGUCCUUCGUCCAGACGCUGGUGUCCCUCUUCCUGGGCGGCACGGCCCUCAUGUCCUCCUACUGGUGCGAGGGGAAGCAGAAGGUGCCCAAGCCGCUGUGCACGGCCACCAAGCACACCAGCUGCAUCCCGGUCCCCGGGGUCUCCAACUCCAACAUCCAGUUCUCCUGGGAGACGGGGGACGACCGCUUCGUCUUCCCCACCUUCCACACGGGCCUGUUCGUCACCUGUGAGGAGAACAUCUACGCAGACUCGUGGGAGGAGAAGUGUCGAGGGUUUUACACUCUCACCCCCCGGUCGGAGAAAGCCAUGAUGUGGCUGUCUCUGUCCCUGGAGCUGCUGUACGUCGGCCUGCUGCUGAUCAGCUGCACUCUGCUGUCGGUACAGCUGGGCAUGAGGGCCUGGGGCCCCUCCACUCAGCGCUGGGGCCAGCUGCUCAACUCUUUUGCGGCUGUUUUCACAGUCCUGGGAGGUCUGCUCGGGAUGGUGGGUCACAUGAUGUUCAUGCAGGUGUUUCAGACGACGGCCACGAUGGGACCCGAGGAUUUCAAACCUCACAGCUACGGCUACUCCUGGGCGUUCUACGUGGCCUGGUUUGCCUUCACCGUCUGCAUGUCCGCCGGCGUCUCCACCCUCAACAACUACACCAAGAAGGUCCUGAUGGAGGGCCCCCGGCCGCUCUUCAACGCCUGGACCUUCAGCUCUGUGGGGCUCCUGCCGCCGGCUCCUCACUACGCCCCCCCCAACGCCGCCAUCACCCUGGCCUCCCCCCCGUCACCUCCCCGGAUCUCCCACCUGUCUCCCUACUACGCGCCCGCCUCCACCAAGCUGCCGGCCUCCGUGUCGAGGCUCACGUACUCCCGCUCGCUUCCUCUCCCCCACUCUGAGUCCUUCCCUCCUCACCCCUCCAGCCCCGCCCCCGCGUCCCCGUUCCACCGCCUGUCCCUCCCGUCAACGUCUCCAUCCCCCGUGGCGUCCGUCUCCGUGCGCAUGGCGCUGCCGGCUCACAGGGAGCACCCCUUCGAGCCCGGGGACGACUACAGCCCGCUUUGACCUUGUGAUCCAGGCUGACCUCUUCAGUCUUGGCAUUGGAGGUCAAUGUUUGUCAUGGACUUGUCAUGUGCUCUUGAUCCACAUUCCAGUCUCCAGACUCAACGAAGUAAUUAGAUUUGAUCAUAAUCAUCCUGAUCUAAUAAAGAAGGAGAAUUAUUGAAAUGUGUUCUUUGUUAAAUCCAGUGGAACCAAAGGGCUCAAUAUAACAACAACUCAAACUCAUAAAUAAAAGUAUAAUAUUCUGAAUCAGCGACUGAGUGAUUGUUUUUCAUCGUCUGAGGCUCUGCACUCGGCCCCAGAAAGGCUGGAUACGCCCCUGCUGAAGAGAGACAAUCAGACUGAACACUCUUCACAAUUGAUCAAAUUAAUAUUAAAUAAAUGUGAUCAUCAGAACGAUCUCAUCUGAC
Molecule: messenger RNA, 1497 nt
Organism: Platichthys flesus (European flounder)
Lineage: Eukaryota; Metazoa; Chordata; Actinopteri; Pleuronectiformes; Pleuronectidae
Product: germ cell-specific gene 1-like protein
Exons: 5
Coding region: 5-1090 (361 amino acids)
Cellular component (GO): plasma membrane
Source: RefSeq, a predicted model, not a curated record